Molecule: messenger RNA, 1908 nt
Organism: Tremella mesenterica DSM 1558
Lineage: Eukaryota; Fungi; Basidiomycota; Tremellomycetes; Tremellales; Tremellaceae
Exons: 5
Coding region: 1-1548 (515 amino acids)
Biological process (GO): positive regulation of ubiquitin protein ligase activity; positive regulation of anaphase-promoting complex-dependent catabolic process; anaphase-promoting complex-dependent catabolic process
Cellular component (GO): anaphase-promoting complex
Molecular function (GO): ubiquitin ligase activator activity; anaphase-promoting complex binding; protein binding
Source: RefSeq, a predicted model, not a curated record
AUGCUUGCAGACUCAUCCAUCACCAACAUCCCAGCAGAUGUUUCUAACCCCUUCAUCGCCAAAGUUCCCCCUUCACCACCAAAACAGAAUGUCGUGUCGGACCCUAUUGCGGUGCUUCGUGAGGGUAUGGGUCGGAUGGAUAUCACUUCUCGAGGUAGUAGUGGAGAAUACGUCAACGCGAGGAAAGAAGACAGUAACGUUCAAAACAAACGAGAGCUUGAUCGAUUCGUUCCCUCCCGUCCGACAUCCCUUCAUCAAUCAUCUCAUUCUUCCACCACAUUGCCCACCCUCGCGCUAGAGACCCCUGACACGAGUACGAGCCUUGACAUUUCCUCUUCUUCCCUUUCUGCGUCUCUAGGUCUCCAAUCUAAUCGACGUAUCUUAUCUUUCCGAUCUGCUCCCCCACCCGCCUCUCACGCUACUUCGCAUCUCGACGCCCAACGUGCUUAUCUCGUCCAUUCUUCCGCUUCUGCCAGUAGAGGAACCACCACUUCUGGACCAGGAGCGGCUGGUACGAAGAAACGUUCCCCUCCACAUGUACCAGAUAGAGUGUUGGACGCUCCUGGCUUUGCCAAUGACUAUUAUCUUAACCUUGUCGAUUGGAGCUGUGGGAAUCACGUAGCUAUCGGGUUAGCGGAUAUUGGUUACGUAUGGGACGCAGAAACAGGAGCUGUUAACGCUUUGGGUACAGGUAGUGAGGAGCAAGUACCAGUCACGUCCGUAUCUUGGUCUCCUGAUGGUGCGUAUCUGGCUAUAGGGAAUGAUAAGGGAGAAGUGGAGAUUUGGGAUGUGGAGGAAGGUAAGAAGAUGAGAGUUAUGGGAGGACAUCAAGCUAGAAUACCAGUGUUAUCUUGGAAUGGACAUGUUUUAAGUUCGGGAUGUAGGGAUGGGAGUAUAUAUCAUCAUGACGUCAGAGUAUCGAGACAUAAGGUGAUGGAAUUGUUGGGACAUUCGGGGGAGGUAUGCGGUCUCAAAUGGAGAUCAGACGGUCAACUCUUAGCUAGUGGAGGGAAUGAUAACGUUGUUAAUUGUUGGGAUGGAAGAGUAGGACAAUCGGUAUUACAAACUGGAGAAGGUAUCCCAAAAGGGGUAGCUAAAUGGACCAAACGGAAUCAUUCAGCAGCUGUCAAGGCACUCGCUUGGUGUCCAUGGCAAUCCAAUCUACUAGCAACAGGUGGAGGAUCAACCGACCAAACCAUUCAUUUCUGGUCAUCUACAACAGGUGCACGUACAGCAUCAUUACCAACUUCAUCUCAAGUUACUUCACUCAUUUGGUCACCUCACGCUAAAGAAUUACUUUCAACUCAUGGUUACCCAGAUAACAAUUUGAUCCUUUGGACGUACCCUUCUCUGAGUAAAGUAUACGAUGUUCCUGCUCAUGAUGAAAGGAUUUUGUGUUCAGCUUUGAGUCCGGAUGGAUGUAUGGUAGCUACCGGUGCGGGGGAUGAGAAUUUGAAGUUUUGGAAAGUCUGGGAGAUGAAGAGUGCGCCAAAGAAAAUUUCGGGGGAGGAAGAAGUGAGAGGUAAAGUGGGUGGAAGGAUCAGGUGAAGGGAAUGAGGACCUCAUUGGGUGCAUGUGUAGAGCAACGGGUCAUAAUUGGAUGUGAAAGAGGGUAGGAAGGUGGGAGGAGGAGGAAGAGGAGAUUAGCAAUAAUGAAGAUGGAAAGGAAGAUGUGUCAGGGAUAGUUAGGUACUGGAGAUGACGUCGGAUAUCAAAGUUCUGGAUGGAAUGAUCCAAGGGAGGACCUUUAGGAAGGGGAUGUGAAUGGAUGAACAAGUAAUGAUCAUGAGUGCAAGCAGACCAAGUACAAGACAUAUGUCAGAAAGUACGGUGCGUGGAAGGAUCAUGAAGAUUAGUGGUAGUAUCUUAUUUCCAUCUAAUUCACUUCAUGCACUGCUGUCUUUUGUU